AUGACAAAAGUUUCGAAGAAAUCAUCGCGCUUAAAGAUUAUAUCCAAAUAUUUAAAAUUGUAUUAUGAAUAUUCCACUAUAAACAGUUUUAAAUACUUUGCUGAUUCUCAGAGACCUUGGUUUGAAAGUCUGGUGUUUAUGGUUUAUAUUUCCUAUUAUGAAUUUAUGACAACACCUUUAGUAACUUCCACGGAGACAGAUGAUUAUAAAACGACUCUUUUAUCUUUUCCAGCAAUCGCCAUCUGCUCCAUUAACAGGAUAAGUCGGCAAUCCGCAACGGAACUGGCGACCAAUAUGUGA
Molecule: messenger RNA, 300 nt
Organism: Acromyrmex echinatior (Panamanian leafcutter ant)
Lineage: Eukaryota; Metazoa; Arthropoda; Insecta; Hymenoptera; Formicidae
Product: sodium channel protein Nach
Biological process (GO): sodium ion transmembrane transport
Cellular component (GO): plasma membrane
Molecular function (GO): ligand-gated sodium channel activity
Source: RefSeq, a predicted model, not a curated record